AGAAGCUUCCCAACAAUGCAAUAUCCAGUUACAGUACAGGCAACGCAUCCAAGUAACAGUCUCGUUCGACUCAAAGCCCCAACUUUCCCACUUUGUCUCACAGAUCUCGCGGAAGCCUAAAUUCCUCAUCAACCUAAUAGAUAUGAGCAUGACUAAUAAGAGAUCUGGAAGGCCAUCCCGACAGGGAUCUUCCGACGAUGCUACCCAGCCACUAUUGCCAGCGCCUGUCACCUCAGUGACUUCCGUUCCAGCAAAUCCGCAGCCCGCAUCAAUAACAACAACCCAAGCAAAGGCCGGGAAGGCCGAUGCUAGGAUGCCCAAGCGCACCACCAAAACUUCCCAAAAGCUCACCCUCUUCCCUGCCGAUGUACCUACUGUACACGAACCGACAAUCGAUCUCGAUGAGCAACUAGAUAACAUACCACAACUCCCACACGUCACCGCCAAGACACAAAAAGAACGAUGGUUGAGCAGACUGGAGAAGAAGUGGUUACCGAGAGUCACCGCAUACUGUACCGCAAAUUCCUAUAAGAUGGACGCGUUGAUGGAUUACCUGAAAAGUCGAGCCAAUCGAAAUCGGACCGCUCCCAAGAAGUUUGAUGAAGCAAUUCACACCCCAUACAUGGUGUUUGCGCCCAACGGCCAUCCGCAUGUAAGCAGCGAACCUACUCCCGAUUUGAUCAACUUAUCUACAGAGGAUAUUGCGGGUGAAAUCCAAAGUCCUCGACACGAAGCAGCAAUUGACAACAUCGACUCCUUUUUUGAGCAAAAUAUUGACGCAUCCGGGAGGACGAUACCGAGCAAUAUACCAUAUGAUAAUCUAGCGAAACGAAUAGCUCCAAUUGGAGAGUGCUUGUUUUUUGCAUAUGGAGUAGUCGUCAUGUGGGGUCUAUCGGAGGCUGAAGAGCAGGUUGUGUUGAAAGAGUUGGAACCUUUUGAGGAGGAAAAAUUAGGGGAGGAUGACAUUGAGAUUGAAGAAUUUGUGUUCCAUUACAACGCGUACUACCAACCGCGAAUCUACAAUGAUAUCAUCACUUUGAAGAAUCCCGCAAAUUAUAUGAUCAAAUUGACUAUUUCCCAUGCCAUCGCUCAAUCCGUAAAACUGGCGCUCUUUGAAGGAUUGAUCGAGGAGACUAUUGAGAGCACAAAACAUGUUCCUCAAAUCCUUGCAGAGACGGGCAAAAUCCGAAUGUCAAGGAAAUCGGUGAACAAGAAGAUUGGACAGUUGUUCAUCAUGCGGAUCAAUGUGAAUCUUGUGUCCAAUGUGCUAGAUAUUCCCGAAAUUUUCUGGAGUGAACCCGCGCUAGAACCAUUGUAUAUGGCUAUUCGGGGGUAUCUUGAAAUUUCACAACGAGUUGACCUUCUUAAUCAACGAGUUUCUGUAAUAUCCGAUCUCUUGGAUAUGUUGAAAGAACAUCAAACAAGUUCACAUGGGGAACAGCUCGAAUGGAUCGUUAUCAUCCUGAUUGCAUUCGAGAUCAUCAUUGGUAUAGUCACAAUAUCGUUUGAUUUGUCGUCGUAUCUAAAUCAUGGGGAGAGAGCGGCGUUAAGGUCAUCGAUAAAUCCUCUCACUAUGCCUUCGCUGGAUUGAGGGGGACUUGUUAAUAGCAUGAAGACUCAUUGAAAUGUCCGACUCAUGUUUUGGAGUAAUAGGUCCAGCUGGCAGAUAAUCCAGAAGAAGUCUUUCUUGGUCCUCUCAGGGUUUUCUGAUAAGGCCAUCUGAGAAUUAUAGUCUAUUUUAAGCAUCAGGAAGCUCCUGAGCAAAAUGCGCUCGUAUGCGCGUUACAUGUCGAGGAAGGAUGUUAUGUACAGGAUGCGUUGCAGGCUGCAAAAAGAUUGUACAUUAGGAGAUGCUUUAUGGAAGACUGACUGGGCAAGACGCACCAACAAAUUUUGCC
This is a messenger RNA of Spizellomyces punctatus DAOM BR117, 1898 nucleotides long. RefSeq lists its product as uncharacterized. The coding region runs from base 143 to 1591 and encodes 482 amino acids. The record is from RefSeq and is a predicted model, not a curated record. The transcript has 12 exons. NCBI's taxonomy places the organism in Eukaryota, Fungi, Chytridiomycota, Chytridiomycetes, Spizellomycetales, Spizellomycetaceae.